AUGUUUCCACUUUUCGCCAGUGCACACUGUAUGGCGCAGUACCAGGCCUCUACGCCGUCACCGGCAAUGUACCCAAACUAUGAGGUGUACGGCAAUGUCGAUUUCGCCGAAGCCGCCAAGAGUCGUUACAAUGAGCGAUCGCUCAGCGGACUUCUGAGUGAUGUGAUGAUGCUCAGCAAAUGCGACUACCUCGUUUGCACGUUCUCUAGCCACUUCUGCCGUGUGGCGUACGAGCUCAUGCAAGUCAGACGUGGAGAUGCUGGAGAGAAUUUUUAUUCUCUUGAUGAGGACUACUAUUUCGGUGGACAGAUACGUAAGCCCUAUCAUUUGUUACAUUUCCCA
Ostertagia ostertagi is the source of this 342-nucleotide messenger RNA. The record is from the annotation of a GenBank genome assembly. Lineage: Eukaryota; Metazoa; Nematoda; Chromadorea; Rhabditida; Trichostrongylidae.